Aspergillus homomorphus CBS 101889 is the source of this 1115-nucleotide messenger RNA. Its product is annotated as sideroflexin family transporter. Gene Ontology annotation, molecular function: monoatomic ion transmembrane transporter activity. NCBI's taxonomy places the organism in Eukaryota, Fungi, Ascomycota, Eurotiomycetes, Eurotiales, Aspergillaceae. Gene Ontology annotation, biological process: mitochondrial transmembrane transport; monoatomic ion transport. Gene Ontology annotation, cellular component: mitochondrial inner membrane. The record is from RefSeq and is a predicted model, not a curated record. The transcript has 4 exons. Bases 37 to 1050 code for a protein of 337 amino acids.
CGUUCUUUCUACCAUUGAGCACCUGCGUGGUUCAAAAUGUCAACCUCCUUGCCUGGAAACCGGGACCCCCCAUCAUCCCAGUAUGACCUUUCAACGUACUGGGGUCGUGUGCGCCAUGCGGCUGACCUUUCCGACCCACGGAUGAUGUUUGUCUCCUCUGCUGGACUAGAGAAGGCCAAGCAGCUGGUUUCCGCCUACAAGCAGAAUCAUCUCCCUUCCAUGACGUCGGAACUGUGGCACGCUAAGAAGGUUGUCGAUUCGACGUUGCACCCUGACACCGGCGAGCCUGUCUUCCUUCCCUUUCGCAUGUCCAGCUAUGUCUUGUCCAACUUGGUUGUCACGGCUGGUAUGCUUACGCCUGGCCUUCAGACUACCGGAACCCUCCUCUGGCAGAUCGCCAACCAGUCCCUUAACGUCGCCAUAAACAACGCCAAUGCCAACAAAUCGACCCCGCUCUCUUACUCUCAGAUGGCCAAGUCAUACCUCAUGGCCGUCUCCGCCUCCUGCUCCGUCGCUCUCGGUCUGAACGCCCUCGUCCCUCGUCUUAAGGGCAUUUCUCCCAACACCAAGCUCCUGCUCGGCCGUCUGGUCCCAUUUGCCGCUGUCUCCAGUGCCAGCGCCCUGAAUGUCUUCCUCAUGCGAGGUGAGGAAAUUCGCCAGGGCAUCGACGUGUACCCUGUCUUGUCUGAGGCCGAGAAGAAAAAGCGGGAAGAAACCGGCGAACCGGUUCAGAGCUUGGGUAAGAGUAAGAAGGCGGCUACAAUUGCUGUAGGGGAAACGGCGGUCAGUCGGGUGUUGAACGCCACGCCGAUCAUGGUGGUGCCGCCAUUGGUGCUGGUUAGAUUGGAGAAGACCGCGUGGCUGCAGGCGCGGCCCAAGAUGGUUCUGCCCAUCAAUCUGGCAUUGAUCCUGGGAACCUCCUUGUUCGCAUUGCCACUGGCUCUGGGGGCCUUCCCUCAGAGACAGGCGAUCUGUGCGAAGAACCUGGAAGAGGAAUUUUGGAACCAAGGAGGGAAGGAUGGGAUGGUGGAGUUCAACCGCGGAAUGUAAAUAUGAUUGGUGGCGGCGAAGAUUGCAUAUAGACUAGAAUUAGAGCUAUACAUAGGAUUUCGAGC